CCCCUCUGCUUGUGAAAAAAUCAACUGAUAUUCGAAAUAUAAAAAUCUCAUGGUAAUAUAAGCCGGCCGAGUGCACAUUCUUUACUGCUUCCAUAGACCUCUUCAACUACUCUUGUUUCCACAGUUUUUUAUCUAUCAGGUUAUACUAGAAGAGUUCCGGCAGAGAAACUUUCCAUCAAUUUGAGCCAUGUUGAGGGCCUUGAGCAUGCGCAGAAGUGGGUAUGAUAAGUUAGUCGACGAGUCUUCCAUUGGUUUAGUUGAGGUUAAAUUGAGCAGGUCUGCGACUUUACCAGCAAAAUUGUUUGGUUCACGAAGGAAACCGACCCCUGAGGGAAACCUUGCACCCAUUCCUGAACAGAAGCCAAGUAAAGUGAAGAUUGAGAAAAAUCCAGGGGAAAAACAAGUGAAGAAAGCAAGUAAGAUUCUUCCAAUCUUUAGCAUAUUUGAGAAGCGGCGACGAAAGAAGGCAACAGCUAAGCCAGAAUUUGCCAGAUAUAUGGAGUAUGUGAAGGAAGGAGGUACAUGGGAUGCCAAUCUGAAUAUGCCUGUAAUGCAUUAUAAAUAAGUUUUGCUUUCUUCAGUUGAAUUUGUCUAGGAGCAAUAUGUUGUUUGUGCUUCUAUGAAUCCAUCACUCUUUUAUUUAUGAGAAAGGGGAAGGUAGUAAGUUAAUAUGAUCUUAACAAGUCCUUUUUCAAAACGUCAAAUAUAUGAAAACAGAUGACUAGACGAGUAUAUUGUUUCUUGAUUUAAA
Molecule: messenger RNA, 751 nt
Organism: Daucus carota subsp. sativus
Lineage: Eukaryota; Viridiplantae; Streptophyta; Magnoliopsida; Apiales; Apiaceae
Exons: 1
Coding region: 188-565 (125 amino acids)
Source: RefSeq, a predicted model, not a curated record